UCAGUCAGUAUUUGAAACCCCAUGCAGCUUUGCUUAGAAAGAGCUGUGCUGAAAAUACUACAGAAUAGGUCUUCUGUCUUCAAUAAUGAUAUACAGCCUAUGCAGGUGGGGAUACAUUUUGAGCAACCAUUGGCAUAAUUAGUCUAAAUGUGUGACGUGGGCUGUUAUCGUGUUGUGCUCGAGGUCUGCACCUGUUCACUAGGACACUGAAGCCCCCGGUGAGUGUUCCGUAUGCGUAGGGAAACAUCACUUUGUUUUGACAUUUUAAACCCUUUUACUUGCAUUAAUUACAUGGCGCGUUAUUUCUACCGAAUAUUUACAGUGAAGGCUGGUUUAGCAGUUACUAGGAGUUAUGCCAUCUAGACCCGUGAACGGCUUUUGUUCAGACCAGUGAUAUUCGGUGAAGAAGGCAAGAAGCUGUAGCCAAGUCAUAGUGUGCAGUUCCAACUGCGAUGUUCGGCCAGUCACCUCACGUUCUUGGAGGCAUCUUGUGGAUUCAGAAUCCAAUGAGAGCUGUCCACUGCAACCUGAGCCAGAAUGGGAUCGACCACCAGAUGAUGUGCCCGGACGACGUGACCUCACACCUGGAGGAGCAGCCCCUGGACCAAGGCGCCGUGCUGGACGACGACAGCCCCACCUAUCAGGACGUGAGCCCCGGGUACCAGCGCCACUCACUGCCCCAGCGCUCCGUCUCCGAGUCAGAACUCUCCCGGCCGGGGAAUGUAAAGCUGUCCAAGCCAGUGGUCCUGUGGACCCAGCAGGACGUGUGCAAGUGGCUGAAGAAGCACUGCCCCAAGCAGCACCAGAUCUACAGUGACUCCUUCAAGCAGCAUGACAUCACAGGGCGGGCUCUGAUGAGAUUGACAGACAGGAAGCUGGAGCGAAUGGGCAUCAUGCAGGAGGGCCAACGGCAGUACAUCCUCCAGCAGGUCCUGCAGCUCCGUGUCAGAGAAGAGGUCCGCACCCUGCAGCUACUCACGCAAGCUGACGUGGCUUAAGUUUGACAUUUCACCAUCAUCGCCUAGCAGGAGGAGCAGAACCAAAGCCUCUCUGGAGGGAUCUCCGUAGCCCAGGCGUUCUUGGAAACCAGCUGCCAACAGGACCCGGUCUCCCUCCGAACCUGGGCUUCCUACAUCUGACCCUUGACCUCCUCCCACCACCAAUCAAAGCCGUCCUAACCCCAAUCCUAAACCUUGAUUUUUAACCCCAUGCUUAAUUUCAAACCUUCAAACAAGUCAAGUCAUUGGCCUGUCCAGUGACUUAUCACAGACAGACAAUCAUUUUCUUGCCUUUAACCAAGAGUUUCCACUACAUUUGUCCCUAUCCCAUCCCAUCCCAACUCUCUUACCCCUUCUGAAUUACCACCAGGGCUCUAUUCUGAGAACAAGCAUCAAAAAUGUAUCCAUCCUCAACUGACGAUCCCACUACAAGGACUGUGGAGAACAAUGAGAAAACAAACACGUCAAAGAUGGCGUCCACUUCCAACAACCUUCUCACUGUAUAGUAAAUCCUCCAGUGUAGAACAGACCUUAAGUGUGAAUAGUACCCCCACGAUACACCACCGAGCAGGUGUGUAUAACAUUCUAGUGACUUCUAAUGGUGACUUUAGAGACAUUGGGUACACCAGCCUUCCUCUCUCUCUGUCCUCACUGACUAUAUCACCAGAGCAGUGAGAGGGCGCUACAUUUUGCAUUCCCUUCCCCUCUCUGUUCCUCUUUCUCUGACUGUUGUCUGCAUUGAUUCUGUGCCCUGUCAGAGUUUGGGCUUGCCUGGUGAAAUGACAUCUGUUGUCCCGUCUAUCUUUUCCUCGCACCUUUCCCCUCCUUCACUCUGUGGGUCGCUUUCUCAGCGCGGUCAGCAAGCCUUCACUGUGAAUACGUCCAGGUGUGGCAUGAAGCGGGAGAACCUGGAAAACCAAAAGGUACUAAAUGUGAUGGUGAAAAGACCUGGCAAACCAAAAGGUACUAAAUGUGAUGGUGAAAAGACCUGGCAAACCAAAAGGUACUAAAUGUGAUGGUGAAAAGACCUGGCAAACCAAAAGGUACUAAAUGUGAUGGUGAAAAGACCUGGCAAACCAAAAGGUACUAAAUGUGAUGGUGAAAAGACCUGGAAAACCAGAAGGUACUAAAUGUGAUGGUGAAAAGACCUGGCAAACCAGAAGGUACUAAAUGUGAUGGUGAAAAGACCUGGCAAACCAAAGGGUACUAAAUGUGAUAGUGAAAAGUCCUGGCAACAUAAAUGGAACACGGUAUGGUAUUGCGAGGACCUGGCUAAAGUGCUUUUGAGCCAGGGAAAAUGAAAUGACGGAUAACCUACACGGGACAAUUGGUUGGUUGAGGAUAUGGUUGAGGGAGAGAACGAGGCAAGUGCUUCUCUACUGAUGAUGAAGGAAAAGAUUCUCUCACAUAUCUCACUGCUUGAGACUAUUUUUAGAUAUGAGGUAUAUUGAAAAUAGUGUAGAAAGGAAAAUGUACCGUGGGCAAAAAAUAUAUAAUCAUCCAAAUGUCUGUCAAGUCUCAGAGAGAGACGUGGUAUGUAAUCUCUCGGGUACUGUUUUUAUGAGAAACUAACUCUUUGCUGUGACUGUUCAUGUGAAAUGGCCAUUCACUGGUGAUAUAAAGGCAUUUUACCGGUCAUGCCAACAAACCUGUUGCUUGGGCCAUCGUGACCUAUAUGUGUGUUUUCACACCUUGUAGCCAGUAAUGAACUUUAACUAAAGCCAGUAUGCUGGAGUGAUUCCUAUUACCCAUGUAUCACUACCAGUGUAGCAUGACCUAUUGUUACCAUCACAACAACCUCCUCCCUGUGAAUAGGAAUAAAUGGGGAUCGAAAAAAUUGAAAUGGCCACCAAGAAACCAAAGGGGGAGAAUUCUAGCCCUGGAGAGCCUUUGAUUUAGCGGAAUUUAAUUGCAACAUUGGGUCUUGUGUGUUACGAGCGUCCAUUGUUUGGUUUGGAGCUUGCCUUAUGCUCUCUAGUGGUUGGUUGGCCCAGUAGUAGCAGAUUAGUAUUGAUUAAACCUUCAGGACUGCGUUGCCCUCCAGGCCUGGAAUAGCCCAAUCCCUGACAUUGGAGAGGUAAGGAAUGCUGAUACUUGGUCACAUGGGAUGAAGUUGUCCAUAUCAAAAUACAAGUGGCUAUUUCAUGCUUCGGUGGAGCUCUGGUGUCAGUGUCUCUCUUGGACUGUGUGGGCUGCCUGCCCUGCCUGGCUGCUUCCAGUCUAGAAGGCUGGCGCUCUGAUUUCACAUCAUCUGGAUGUCAAUAGCCAAACUGGGAGGAGCGGUCUACAGAGUUUUAACACAAGGCAGUGUUUUGUUGAGGACAGUAUUGUAUUCAGUGUUUGGGUAAUGGGAAAACCCCUCCUGCAACUGUAACAUGUCAGGAUGGAGCAGACCCACCAUAACUUGGCUGGUGGGAAGUAUGAUUACUUUGUGUGCCGUAGCCAACCAUGUGACUUUCAAGGCAUUUCGAACCUGGGUCGUGUUCAUUAGGGAAUACCAUAACAAAACAUUUUGCAACAGAAAACAAAAACGAUGGUUUCUUAUUGGACAAGUCCAGGUAGUCCCUCCCUGUUUGUCUGUUUUCUCCUGUUUGGUUCCUAAUGAACACGACCCUGCCAGCUCUGCCAAGGUGCCCGAGGACUUGCCUGAACUGGCUCUUUCCACAAUCUCCUGAUUUAUUUUUUUAGGCAUUUGGAAUUUUUUCGUUGGCACUUUACUAAGUACACUGGUACACAAAAUAAACCUUAUACUGAGCCUCACUUUCUUAUUGCACAAGAAAAACAUGCAUGCAAAUAGAAGCAGACAUACAAGGAAUUGUGUCACUACACAUAGUCAGACAUUACAUUCACAGGUGUAUAUGCAUCCAUCACGUUCUCAUUAUUCAUGAGUCAUUCAGUAUCGUGGUAGCAUCCACAUUAGUGUAGAAGUGUUUAGAAACAUUCUAUUCUUAUUUACAUUUUUAUUCAACUAGGCAAGUCAGUUAAGAACAAUGACGGCCUACCGGGCCAAACCCGGGCGCCGCUGGGCCAAUUGUGCGCCGCCCUUUGGGACUCCCAAUCACGGCCGGUCGUGAUACAGCCUGGAUUCGAACCAGGGUGUCUGACGCCUCAAGCACUGAGAUGCAGUGCCUUAGACCGCUGCGCCACUCAGGAGCCAAGAAAAGUGACUCAAAUAAUGACGUUAUACAUUAUUUACCAUUUAUUUAUAUCGGGCUGAAAAUGAUCUGAAACGCAACUACAACAAACAGUAAAUGCAUCCAACAAGUUUCUAGUCACAAGCUUGACGUAGUCAUUGCAUGCUAGAAAAUAUGGGACCAAAUACUAAACUUUAAUACACAUUUAAAUUAAUUUGUCCCAAUACCUUAUGGGACCCCCAUUUUAGGGGACCAAUGAUUUCCAGCCCUGUAAUUUCUAAACAGUUCACCUGAUAUGGAUGAAAAUACCCUCAAAUUAAAGCUGACAGUCUGCACUUGAAUCAUUUAAAUCCAAAGUGCUGGAAUACGGAGCCAAGAAAACAACAAAAUUGUCACUGUCCCAAUACUUUUGGUGCUCACUGUAUUUGGAAAGUUCUAGGCAAUGGGGACUGUCUAAUUUGAAUUUAUUUUUAGUGUUGUUUUUUACAAUUUUGCAGAUAUAUGAAGUUGGGUUACUUCUAAGUAACUUUGGGUUGCUUAGAUUUAGAUUUUGUUUAGGUGUGGAUUGAGACCUAUACGUUCAUAUCAGUUGUGUUACUCCCUUGUAUUCACCUUUCCUUAUUUCUAUUGUGGAUCGUUUCUGUGAACCAAUGGAAAGGCUACAAAACAAUGAGCAAACCAGAUUUUGUAUUGAAUACAUGGACUUGGAUUGUGAUGAUACCGAUGAAUGAAUCCUGCACACAAUGUUCUUUAUUUUAUAUUUUUAUCAGGAAUAAUGUUUGACUUGACGUGUAUGAAAUUGUUUGAUCAAAUAUGCAUAAAAGGAGAGUAGUUCUGCACCUUUCGUAUAGUUUUUCUUCCAAUAUUGAUCAUGAUUUAGUAUCUGCAAAGAAAAUGUAUUGAUCUAAUGGGAUUUUUAAGACUGUUUUGUCUGCUUGGAAUCAAGAUAAAUAUGGUUGCAGGCAGUGGUGUUAUUUUCAUGAAUCUAUUUGCAAUUUUGACGGUAGACUAUAAUAUAGUUUUUUUUUUUUUUAUGUAUUUGUUUUGAGAAGGCAACUACAUUUUGAAAACGCAUUUACUGUUUUGCAAAAGGCCACAUAGUUCUGCCUUGUGGAACUCUGUUUUGAAAAUUGACAACAUUGUGCAAAAAAAUCGCUUGUACGCGAUUGAGAAAAACUGUAAUGUAUGAUUUUUCUGCCAUUUUUACAGAAUGUUUUUAAUUACUUGCUGGUGUUUUCCGUAUCAGACAGGCAUGCAGACCAAGUCUUCAGCCCCCAUACGCGCCCCCCCCCUCCAUCUACAUAUAGGGUGCAUAAUCUUAGAUAUCAAUGAAAUGUUACUUCACACCCAAUGUCAUAACACUUCAUAUGUCAUAACAGCUGACAUUACAUGUCAUAACCUGUCUAUAAAAUGGUCAUGACACUUUAUAUUUAGACCUGGGGAGACGUAUAAUGCAUUAUCUUAUGGCUGUUGUGACCCCUACAUAAGUCACAGGAGGCUGGUGAGGGGAGGAUGGCUCAUAAUAACGUCUGGAACAGAGUGAAUGGCAUCAAACACACAGAAACCAUUUGAUACCAUUCCACCAGUCCCGCUCCAGCUAUUACCACGAGCCUGUCCUCCCCAAUUAAGGCUCCACCAACCUCCUGUGAUAAGAGUGUCAAAACCUACCACAGUAGUUAUUUUAUGGCAGGUUAUGACACCUACUUAAGUGUCAAAACGCACAAAACCUACCGAACAAUGCAAAACAUUCCAUUACGCCAUAACCUACUUGUCAACAGUAUGUUAGCGUUUUUAUUGAUCAUUGUAAUUGCGUACACAUUGACGUCAGACAUGCACCUACCCCACGCUCUGUUGCUGAUGACUGGGAUGAAUGCAGGAGCAGGACUGAUAUAAGGGCAGGUACGUGAUAGGCCUAUCUGGCUUAUAUGAUUAUGAUGGUCAUAAUACAUCUUGGCAAUGUCAUAAAGUGUUUUUUCUACAAGUUAUCUCAAAUAUGAGGGGGAAAAAAAAAAGACUAAAUAAUUCAUAACAACAACAAUGGGUUUGAAAAACGAACUUUGAACCGAAAGGAAGCUUCUUGGCAGGGAAAAAACUCAUUUGAAUAAAUGUGGGUUUUGACACUUAUGUAGGUGUUAAAAUAACGCAGCCAUAAAAUAACGCAAUAUAUGUCACGACAGGUGUAAAUACAGUAUAUUAGUCAGGAGUGUUAUGAACAUAUUUCAGGUUAUACACGUUAUGUUAGUUGUUAUGACAUGGUUAUGUGUAAAGUGUUACCAAAUAAUAAUAUAACAAAUAAACCAAUUAACAGUGGGGUUUGUAGUCUUAUUAUUCUUUGUAAAAAAAAAUAAUCAAAUAACUAUAUUGAGUGAUGUUCUACUGUGGUGUACAUUACUGAGCGUACCCCGCUGCAUAUUUCUACAUAUUUAUACACCAAAUGUUCUUUACACACCUUUUAUUGUGUUGUGUAACCUAACUGACUGCUGAAUAAAGCGUGAAGACACAGAUCCUGAAGAUGGA
Oncorhynchus kisutch (coho salmon) is the source of this 6649-nucleotide messenger RNA. RefSeq names its product sterile alpha motif domain-containing protein 12-like. The coding region runs from base 453 to 998 and encodes 181 amino acids. Gene Ontology annotation, molecular function: protein binding. Gene Ontology annotation, cellular component: cytoplasmic side of plasma membrane. The transcript is spliced from 6 exons. NCBI's taxonomy places the organism in Eukaryota, Metazoa, Chordata, Actinopteri, Salmoniformes, Salmonidae. Gene Ontology annotation, biological process: cell surface receptor protein tyrosine kinase signaling pathway. The record is from RefSeq and is a predicted model, not a curated record.